AUGGCGCACUAUCCUCCAUGGCCUCCUGCCGCUGGGUCGCCAUCUGCCCAUCCUUCCAACUAUCCUCCACCGCCGCCUAUUCCGCCGCCGACUACAGGACAGACCAUGGCGCUACCGCCAGAGCUGCAGGCUUUGAACAUUACUCCUCAGCAAAUGGCUGCGCUCUUGACUCACCUUCAAGCUGGCACCUUUCCUUUCCCUCCUCCUCCUCCGCCGCCGCCUCCACCGCUGCAGUCUUUUCAGUCGGUCGCGUCCUUCGCGCCUGUGCCUUUCCCACCUCCCGUGCCAACACAAACUGCUGCCGGUCAAAAUCUGUCGGCGCCAACCGCAGUGCCUGCUCACAUGGACAUCGAUCGUGAGGAGGGCGAAGUCAGCGAUGCUUCGCAACACGUUAACCGUGCAUCCACCGCGACGUCUUCUAAGAAGCGGAAGUCGCGUACUUCGCAGUUGGCCCACCGUGCAGCAGCGCCUCAGCCCAACCCCUCCUCUAAUCCUACAAAGAACAACCCAGAUGUAAGUCAGGUCUCUACACAACGGAAAAGGGAAGCUGUUUUGCCUUUUAUUGCUGCGCUGCACCAGGAAGGUUUCACCUUCGACGAAUUUGUCCGCGAGGGCUUCGAGGAGAAUUUGCUUCGUCAAGUCUAUCGAGACUUGCAAAUCCCCAUUGUUCCACCGCAGAUUCCCAGUGCACAAGCACUGGCGACAGAGACUGUAGCUCUAAAGGCGACGAGUGCCGCACCCUCUCAGCCGUCUUCUGUUCCUCCCGUGAAGGAAUCCAAGCUCGUUGUCCCUGUCAAACAGGCGCCACCUAUGAGCCGUCAAGAUUACCUAGCACGCCUACAAGCUGCAAAGAACAAGAAAGCUGAAGCUGCCCCUCCGACGCAGCCCGCNGCUACCCACAAAAUCCGCGACUCCUUCUGUCAAAGACGAGACUGCAUCUCCCCGGUUGUGCUUCCUGCUCAAACACAACCUGAAUCUGAAGAAUUGCAAAGAGUCACUCCUCGGUCCGUUUCGAUGAACAACAAGCAGUCGCAAACUACCGAGUUGAUCCGUAAGAAGAUGGAGGCCCUGAAGGCGACGCAACGCCGCUUGGCCAACAGUACUUCCACUACUUCAGUGGCGCCUGUUACAGUGCCCAUCACACAUGCUGCAGGACAGUCGCAAGUCAAGCCUACACCGACUGCCCCCGUAGGCAAAACUCCGCUGCCAUCUUCUCAACUGGCAACUGCAAGCAUGAUUCCUGGUUUACGCAUGUCGACCUCGAUGGCCAAUUCUCCACAGCCUCAGACUCAAUUCCAGACCGGCCCAUCAACUUCUGGCACCUCAGCAGGCUCUUCGAAUAANCUCUACCCCCAGCCUGUCACUACCACAUCCGCACCUAUGCUCAGAAAACGCCCUGUAGCAUCCGACCUCAAUGAGGCUCAAAACGUUGCUGACCAUCAUCCGUUCAAGAGGCCGUUCGGGCAGAGUAGGCAGAACAGUUUUGAUGCAGGAAUGAUCAUUCAGGUCAGCGAUGAUGACGACACAUCUGAUGAUGAUGAUGAUGAUGAUGAGCUGAGCAGUGUAAGGCCUUUGGUCAAAGCCAGCGCAAUUCCUGCUGGCCAACGCGAUAAGAACAUCCGCGAUCUGCCUCCUCUACGAGACUUUCCUCAACGCUCGGCAGCAUUCCACAAGCAGUUGGGGAUCUUCACACCGCCCCUCGGAACCCCUGGAGCAUCGAGUGAUGCCGAAGAGCUAAGAAGGAAAGAGUUGGAAAUAACAUCUCUCAAUCAAAGAAUUCAAGAGUACGAAAAGCGCAAAGCUGCACUCAGGGCGAAGGGCAAUCUCGUUCAGAGCCAGCCCCAGACUCCUCAGGGUGCGUCAACUUCUGGAAAGACUUCCGCGCUCCCUACUUCUAGUGCCGCAGCAUCACAAGCACCUGCACCGGCCGCAAAUCGGCCUAAUGUGCCCGCCGAUCGACGCACUGAACUGAAGGCUGCUUUGACAGCACGAAACGCCGAUAUUGACAACCAAAAGGCUAGAAUCGUGGAGAUGCAAAAACAAAUGGCAGAUAUGCAAAGGCAGUAUGACCAAGACAUGGAGAACCAACAGAAGCUUCGUGAAGAACUCGAAAGUCUAGACGUGAACACGGAAGGAAUGACCCAAGCCGAGAUGGAGGCCAAGAAGCAGGAGAUUGAGGAAUUACACGACAUGGAGACAACCGGACUCGGUUUGAACGGAGCUCAAGCAGACAAUGGCCUACCAGCCACGGGAUCAACUCAGACCGAGGACAUGGACGUGUCCAUGAGCGAAACNAAGCGCACUCAUCUCCCACGGCACCCUACUCGCGACCAAGGCACAGGGUCUGGCUUCGUUGAGCUCCCUCUCUCGCAAGCUGUUGCUGCAAUUGACCAGCUAAGUGGACGCCAGCUACAGAAUCGCAAACUCUCUAUUCAGAUGUCGAAGUUUGAGCCCAAGCUAUCGCCCUCGCCUUCACCCGAUCCGAGCUCUGCCUCAUCUGACAGUGGCAGUGAUGAUGAGAUGGACAUCUCGACAGACUCUGAUGACGAGAGCGAGGACGACGAGAACAACGCAACAGCUACUUCUAUCGAGCAGAUAGACAAUGUUCCAUAUAAUGCAUCGGUAGAUGUGGCAUCGACCUCAGACGCCUCAACUAACGGAGAUGAGGACGGGAAUGAGGACGAAGAUGAAGAUCGAAUGGAUCUCGAGUCCUCGGAUGCAUCUUCUGAAGAGUAUUCACCAGAGCCUGCUGCUGUACCUGUUUCUUCGCUACCUCUGUCGCAGUCUAGCAACACUAGCAGACAAAACCUUGCUGACGAUUUAGCCCCCGAACUACAGCCAAAUGCCGAGCAACAAGUCGAUGUUUCCGAAGCGGUAAGUUCUACCAACAGGAUCCAGCGUGUGCUGACAACAGUACAGGUCAAUGCUGCCUCAUCUGCCGGCACGGCUUUUAAACCAUACGAGAGUCUGCUCAAGAACUUCAAGGGCUAUCGUUAUCAUCCCGAUUACCCUCGUGAAGUACAGGGUGGGUAUCGUUCGUUGACCUACAGUCAUCAAAUUGAUCCCAACAAAGAGCUUUGCCGUUAUGAAGUUGCAUCUGGUGUUUGCAACGACAGUUCGUGUGAUUAUCAGCACUUCCGCGACAUGGGCGUUUCUGAUGAUACUCUUCUCCUUCAGAUGGGCACGAACGGCAAUCCUGGCAACAACACAGAGUACAGACAAGGCUUGAGAGAUAUUCUGCAACAGAUGAGAGACGAUAACGAUCUUGAGACUGAGGCUGUGGCCACACGCGUUGCCCAGCACCGAAGAGAUUUCUUCGAAGAUUCCUCCAACAUACUUGGAUUGUAG
This is a messenger RNA of Aureobasidium vineae, 3348 nucleotides long. The record is from the annotation of a GenBank genome assembly. Lineage: Eukaryota; Fungi; Ascomycota; Dothideomycetes; Dothideales; Saccotheciaceae.